CUGGUUUUCCCGUCUUUUUCACCGUCGAUAUGAAACAGAUAUGGUGGUAACAAAUUAACCACACUAUUAAAUAAAUACAACAUGAAAUAUAAUAACAACGCACUGAAAAUCAUGUUGAACAGCUGUGCAAAAUUAUAAAAUGACAUAGCUUGGAUUUCAACCAUAGAAAUGUCAUAGACAUCGAGUCAAGAAAAUGUAGUGGUGCUAUAAACGCUAGUCGGGUCAUUUUAGAAGAAAUUUAGACAAAUUGGAGUUUCGAAAUUUUCUACAGUUCUAACAAAAUAACGAAUGAUUCGUCAUUCUAUUUUACAAAUAACAAAUAUAUGUUCGCUACUUUACGAAUACUGUUGAAAACGCUUAAAACCACAUACCAUAUCAUUUUUUCGAUUUGCGUGUAUUGUACUUUAUUUUUUUAUUAAACGUGAAUUACCACUGGCGUGACAUACGGUAUUAUAAUAAAGAACUAUUUGUUUGUAGAUAAAACUAUAAAAAAACUUAAGUAUGAAAAAAUCUCAUUUUUCAAUAGAUACUUAAUGAAAACCAUAACUAACGCAAAGUUCUGUUAGUAAAACUUUAGCAAAAAUAGAACCAUAAACUGCUUGACUACAGUGUUACUUAAAAUUACUCUUAAGACUUUAAGCGUGGCAAAAUCAAAUAUGGUAAAUAUGAGAUACAGUGGGGGAAUUUCUAUAUGAAGAAUGAACAAUGUUGAAUUUGGUAGAAAGUGUCUAGACGGGGAAAUAACACGCUAGCGUAAUUACAUAAUAAUUGUAUUGUGUGCGGGAAAAAGUUUGGUUGAAUUUUUUGUUACUUAUCCUGCUAUUCUUUAUCAUGUGGCUAGCUGUGAUACUUUUUUGCGCUAUUCUGGCUCUAUUUUUUUACUACGACACGAAAAAACCACCCAACUUCCCGCCAGGGCCGACUUGGUGGCCCAUUCUGGGUAGUUGCUUAGAAUUACAAAAAGUACGAAAACAAACUGGUACACUCCAGGAAGCUACAGCUAUGCUUUCAAAAAAAUAUGGUCCCGUCAUAGGUCUAAAAGUAGGAAAGGAUCUUUCGGUCGUGGUGUGCAGUCAUAAACACAUAAAGAAAUUUCUAACAGAGGACAAUUUCAACGGACGACCACAUGGUAUAUUUUAUCGGUACCGAACAUGGGGGUAUAGGAGAGGUUUACUAUUAACAGAUAGGGAAUUUUGGCACGAACAAAGAAAGUUUGUUCUAAGACACCUAAAGGAAUUUGGUUUUGGACAACGCAAUAUGUCCGCUCUAAUAGAAGAAGAAGUACUUACUAUAGUCGAUACGCUCGAAAAGAAAAUCAAAUCCCAAAAAAGCGGGGCGAUAGUAAGGAUGGACGAUUUUUUCGGGAUACAUGUCAUUAAUACCCUAUGGACUAUGAUGGCCGGUACGCGUUACAAUCCGAAUGACGUCAAGUUAAAAAGUCUGCAAAAACUAUUAACGAUAUUAUUUACAAAAAUCGACAUAAUAGGAGCCAUGUUCAGUCACUUUCCCUUCUUACGAUUUGUAGCCCCGGAAUAUUCGGGAUACAACAUUUACAUGGACACGCACAGAAGAAUUUGGGACUUUUUGGAUUCGGAGAUGGAAAAACAUAAACAAACCUUUUCUCCAGACAACCCCAGGGAUUUUAUGGAUAUUUAUUUGAAAGCGCUAAUGUCGCCUACAAAGAAAGAUAGUUUUUCUGAGAAACAGCUUAUGGCCAUUUGUCUCGAUCUGUUUAUAGCAGGUUCCGAAACGACUAACAAAACACUUGGAUUUGCAUUUAUCCACCUAGUUCUCAAUCCUCAAGUGCAGACGAAAUGCCAAGAAGAAAUCGACAGAGUUAUAGGAAGAGACAGGCUUCCAACUUUAAACGAUAGAUCACAACUUCAAUAUGUUGAGGCAACAGUUUUGGAAGCACUGCGUCAUUUUGGGGGUAGAGCUUUUGCGGUGCCCCACAGAGCACUAGAGGAUACCUAUCUCGACGGAUAUCUUAUACCAAAGGAUACGACGAUAUUGGCGAAUCUCCGAAUUUUGCUUAGUGAAGAAAGCGGUUUCGAAGAGCCCGAAGCAUUUAAACCCGAGAGGUUCAUUAAAGACGGUCGCAUCGAACUUCCGGACAAUUAUAUACCUUUCGGUUACGGAAAACACCGGUGUCUUGGCGAAACGUUAGCUAAAGCGAACAUAUUCCUGAUAAUAGCGGGACUGUUGCAACGAUUUAAUUUUAGCGUCGCCCCAGGACAUCCACCACCUUCAACCGAAAGUGUAGACGGUGUCACGCCCGGUCCUCAGCCUUUCAGUGUCCUAGUCACGGCGCGAUUAGACAACAACAAUAAUAAACUGCCAGCAGUAUGAUGUUAUACUGGGCUAAUUAAUAAAAUAUAUACGACACAUUUUUUUGUAUAAUAGUUAUAUCUGUAAACAAACUCUAUUAUAGUCUCUGGUCAUUCCAACUAAAAUUAUGAAGUUGUUAAUAAAUGUUUGUUUUUAUUAUAACCGUUUAUUUAUGACUUUCGUAAAAAAGCAUGUCCUUAUUGAGGAGAUGACAAAGGAAAAUUUGAGAAAUGACAAAAAAAAAGGAUCGACACAAUUAGGUCAUUUAAAACCCGUUUUUAUUACAAGAAUUCGUCGUAACAAAUGUAUUCCUUUAACUACAAAAAAAAG
Molecule: messenger RNA, 2658 nt
Organism: Agrilus planipennis (emerald ash borer)
Lineage: Eukaryota; Metazoa; Arthropoda; Insecta; Coleoptera; Buprestidae
Gene: Cyp303a1
Product: probable cytochrome P450 303a1
Exons: 4
Coding region: 832-2349 (505 amino acids)
Biological process (GO): xenobiotic metabolic process
Cellular component (GO): cytoplasm; intracellular membrane-bounded organelle
Molecular function (GO): oxidoreductase activity, acting on paired donors, with incorporation or reduction of molecular oxygen, reduced flavin or flavoprotein as one donor, and incorporation of one atom of oxygen; heme binding; iron ion binding
Source: RefSeq, a predicted model, not a curated record